UUCUACCACAUCACUCUGUCUGUGAUGUGUCUUUUCAGCAGAAGCACUGCAUCACCAUGGUGUCUCCCUGUGGCCUCCUCACCCUCCAGAAGGACCCAGUGCCUCUGAAGAGCAUUUCCGUCACCUUGUCUGUUUAUGAGCUCGUGGCUGGUGUGUCUGCAACCUUACACUACGAGAAUGAGGAGAAGGCUCCUCUGGAGACCUUCUUCGUGUUCCCCAUGGAUGAAGACUCUGCUGUCUACAGCUUUGAGGCCUUGGUGGAUGGGAAGAAAAUUGUGGCAGAACUACAGGACAAGAUGAAGGCCCACACUGACUAUGAGAAUGCCCUCUCCCAGGGCCACCAGGCCUUCCUGCUGGAGGAGGAUGGGUACUCCAGGGACGUCUUCUGUUGUAAUGUAGGGAACCUCCAGCCUGGGUCAAAGGCCGCACUCACCCUGCGGUAUGUGCAGGAGCUGACCCUGGAAGCAGAUGGGGCCCUACACUGUGUGCUCCCGGCCGUCCUGAAUCCUAGGUACCAGCUCUCUGGAAGGACUAAGGACUGUUGUGUUAACAUGAAGACUCCGAUAGUUCCUCCGGAGGACCUGCCCUACACACUCAGCAUGGUCGCCACCAUCAGUUCCCAGCACGGUAUUGAAAGGGUGCAGUCCAACUGCUCCUUGAGUCCUGUCAAGUACCUGGGAGAUGACAAGACCGCUGCUCAGGUCUCCUUGGCUGAUGGACACAAGUUUGAUCGAGAUGUGGAACUCCUGAUUUACUACAGUGGGGUGCACUCCCCCACUGUAGCCGUGGAAACGGGGAUGACUGCCAUGCAGCCAGAGUGCGUGAUGGGAGACCCAUCAGCAAUGGUGAGCUUUUAUCCAGAUAUCCCAGAAGCUCAGUCACCUGUCUGUGGAGAAUUUGUCUUCCUCAUGGACCGCUCGGGAAGUAUGCAGUCCCCAAUGAGUGGCCAGGACAGAUCUCAGCUGCGCAUAGAGGCAGCCAAGGAGACACUGAUUUUGCUUCUGAAGAGUCUCCCUAUAGGCUAUUUCAACGUCUAUGGAUUUGGAUCUUCCUAUGAGGCACUCUUUCAGAAGAGUGUGGAGUACACGCAGGAGACAAUGAAGGAGGCAGUGAAGAGGGUCCAGGUGAUGCAGGCGGACCUAGGGGGCACCGAAAUCCUGGCACCACUGCAGGACAUUUACAAGGCACCCCCUAUCCCGGGCUACCCUCUCCAGCUGUUUGUCUUCACAGACGGAGAAGUUACUGACACAUUCAGUGUAAUUAAGGAAGUGAAGACCAACAGCCAGAAACACAG
Molecule: messenger RNA, 1294 nt
Organism: Tupaia belangeri chinensis (Chinese tree shrew)
Lineage: Eukaryota; Metazoa; Chordata; Mammalia; Scandentia; Tupaiidae
Product: von Willebrand factor A domain-containing protein 5A
Source: RefSeq, a predicted model, not a curated record